Molecule: messenger RNA, 7701 nt
Organism: Nerophis lumbriciformis (worm pipefish)
Lineage: Eukaryota; Metazoa; Chordata; Actinopteri; Syngnathiformes; Syngnathidae
Source: RefSeq, a predicted model, not a curated record
AUGUUGCUGCCGCUGCUACUACAUCUACUAGUACUGCUACAAACGUCACUGCAACUACAGCCGACGUCACCGUCGGGCCGCUGCGACGUCCCGCAGAGGCUGGGCGCCGACACGGUGUGCACGUCGUGCGCCGCCGUCACCGGCAGUCUGUGCCCGCGCGGCUUCACCAACACGGGCGUGGCCAACUGCACCUACGUCGUCACCAUCGGCGGCAACGCACUGGCGCUGGACGGCUGCCGCCGACUCUGCUUCAAGAACGUGGUGCGCCCCCAGUGCUGCCCGCAACACUGGGGUCCGCUUUGUCUACCGUGUCCCAGCUGGUCGGGGAAGACGUGCAACUUCCACGGAACCUGCCAGGACGGGGACCUGGGCAACGGGACCUGCGUAUGCGAGGAAGGCUUCGGCGGUUUUGCUUGCCAGUUGUGCAGCAAGGAGAAGACCUACGGCAGCGACUGCAACAAAGCGUGCGAUUGCGAGCACGGCACCUGCGACGAAGGUCCCGACGGUACCGGGCGCUGCUACUGCCAGCCCCCCUACGAGGGAAAAAGAUGCGACAAAGUGAGCAACCGCUGCAGCAAGUGCGCCGCGUACUCGUACUGCGACGGCGGAGGCGAGGUCGCCACGUGCCAGUGUUUACCCGGAUACAGGAAGUCGCCGCAAAACAAAUGCUCCAAAGCGUGUGUGUCGAGCAGCUGCGACGUCAACGCGCACUGCUCCACGCAGGGGUCGAAGGUCAGCUGCGCCUGCAAGGCCGACUACGAGGGCGACGGCCGCGUCUGCGUGCCUCGAAAUCCCUGCGCCUUCAACAACGGCGGCUGCCCGCUCAACUCCACCGUCUGCGUCUUCAAGGGACCCAACAAAGCCGCUUGCGAGUGUAUGUCCGGCAUGACUCGAGUGGAGGGCGUCGGCGAGUUGCGCUGCCACCUGAUACCCGCGUGCAAGCCGGACACCUGCCACUCGUCUGCCGUAUGUCAAACCGGACUUGACGGCAAAGCCAGGUGCGUUUGCCGGCCAGAUGAAAUCGGCGACGGGCGACGUUGCUUCGGCCGACUUAGCCAGCGUCUGUUGGAUCUCAACCGUGACGGACCCCUCAGAGAAACCCUUAAUGGGGCCGUAGACCUUUUCGCGAAAGGUUGCUCGUCGCUGCUGAGCCACAACGGACCCUUCACGGUUUUCGUCCCUCAGCUCACAACACCUCUCAGCUCGGUGAACGAGGAGGAGCUGUGUCGCAACCACCUGAUCCUGGGUCAGCACCUGCUGCGGGAGAUGAUAAACGGGCGAGACUUCGACAUGUACGGCGGCGCCAAAAUGAGGUUCAAAGGCGAUAAGGGUUUCAUUUUACUGCACGAUCCCAAGCACGUUUACAGCGUGGUCAAGCCCGAUCUGCCGGCGUCCAAUGGCGUCAUCCACAUUAUCGAUGGGCCAAUCAGUAUCUCCGAAAUGGACGCCGCGCCUGCUGCUCCUGCGUUUUCAGGAAUGACCAUCGGCGAAGUUGUGAGAAGAGACACCAUCUUCAACCGCUUCCUGUCUCUUGUUGAUAACUGCGGCGCCACACUUCCUCUGAACGGUCCUGGCCCGCUGACGGUCUUCAUCCCCAGCAACCAGGCGGUGGACGACGCCCGAGACGGGAGCAUCUUGUACAUGCUCAACCACGCCAAAUAUAAACUUCAAGAACUUCUGCGGAACCACAUUUACUCCAAAGGCAGUCUGACAUCAGACGACCUGACGUCCCUCCCCCGCAUCGAGACGACGGCCAAUCAGCUGCUGAGCAUCUCGGCGUCGCCCGAGGGCGAUAUCCUUCUGGGCGAAAAGGGCGUGCGCGUGCUGUCGCCCAACAUCCGGGCGCUCAACGGCAUCAUCCACGUCAUCGACGGCCUGCUCUACCCGGCCACAAUUUUACCCGUCAUGCCGCACCGAUGCGACAUCGUCAACAGCAAAAUCAUGACGGGUCCAUGUGUUCACUGCAGUUACCUCUAUGAAACAUCAUGUCCCGUCGGCAGCGUCGAACUGGACAAUCACAUGUUCGGCUGCGAAUACACGCCUCCAAUGCAUCUGGGGCCCAGCAAAGGAUGCGCCAAGUACUGUAACGUCACCACGCGGACGCCCGAGUGCUGCAAAGGUUUCUAUGGGCCCGACUGCAAGCCGUGCAUCGGCGGCUUCCAGAACCCAUGCUACAACAAAGGAUCGUGCAUGGACGGUAUCCGGGGCAACGGCUCAUGCAACUGUCAGCCGGCCUUCGAGGGCGUGGCGUGCCACAUCUGCUCGGACCCGUCCAAACACGGCGAACAUUGCGACGAAGAGUGCCGUUGCAUCCACGGCGAGUGCGACAACCGUCCAGGUAGUGGCGGCGCGUGUCGUAGCGGCUCUUGUCAAGACGGCUUCUCCGGGGAGCGUUGCGAUAAAACCGCUACGCCGUGCAAUGCUGACGGACUGACCGAACACUGCCACAUCUAUGCUUACUGCACGCACAAAGGCCUGCAGAGCACGUGUGCGUGUCGGGACGGCUACGAGGGCGACGGUCACUCGUGCACGGCCAUCAACCGCUGUCUGAAGAGCAACAGAGGAGGCUGCCAUGCCAGCGCCGAGUGCGUGUACGUGUCGCCGGGCUACGUGUCGUGCGUGUGCGUGGAAGGCUGGACGGGUGACGGACGCGUCUGCGUGGAAAUCAACCUCUGCCAGACCGCCGAACGAGGAGGCUGCAGCAAAGAUGCGGACUGCAACCACAUUGGACCGGGGCAGAGCGAGUGUGUGUGUAAAACAGGUUAUAUGGGCGACGGCAUGAAGUGUGAUCUUGUUAACCCCUGCAACACCAAAAAUGGAGGCUGUCACGAAAUGGCAAAAUGUGAGCAGACGGAGGACGGCAACCGCACGUGCACGUGUCCUGACAGCUACGCGGGAGACGGAAUCAUCUGCUACGGAACCUUGAUGGAGGAGCUGGACAUGAACACUCACCUCGGCGGCCUAUUCUACCUGAUCCAUAGGUACAAGGAGGCCGCCCAGGACUUAAGUGGCAAUUUGACUGUGUUGGUCCCAACCAGAGUGGCGAUAGGUAACAUGAGCUCCGACGAAAGAGCCUUCUGGUACUCCAGACACCGCCUCCCGCAUCUUCUAAGGUCUCACUUCCUGCCCAGCGUUUACUCCCUGGAGGAUUUGGAGGUCCUAAUUGGUCGCAAGGUAGCCACUCUGAACACUCCCAUCCAAUGGGAGAUCAGCAACAGCACCAAGGGAAUCGCGAUCGGCGGCGCGUCCAUCGUUAUCCGCAACUUGCCCGCUAUCAAUGGCUUGCUCCACGUCAUCGACAAGGUUCUGUGUCCGGACCGUUCAACGCUCCCGCCCGAGCCGCCCACUCUUGCAACCUUCCUGGAAUCAUCGCCCGACUUCAGUCUCUUUCGACAAUUUGCUCUGACGUCCAACCUUUCCGAGGCACUCGGGGAAAUGGACUUCACGCUUUUUCUGCCCACCGACAGCGCCAUCCGCCAGCACCUGAGCGACACCAACGCCACGCAGCUGGGCGCCGACCAGUUCAAGUAUCACGUGAUUUACAACGAGCUGCUCUUCCCGGACCGUAUGUACGACGGAAUGCUGAAGAACACUCUGUUGGGCGGCGACUACCAGAUUCAGUUCCACAUUAAUGCUGAAAACAAGACGUUCGCCAACGACGUCCCGCUGGACGGCGUUCUCAAGGAAACGCAGCGAGGCGUCGUCAUGGUGAUCCCGCGCGUCCUCGCCGUGCGGCGCAACAGGUGCAGCCGUCAGAUCACCGUGCACGUCAACGGCCGGUGUACUGAUUGUAAGGGAACCCCCCGCUGCCUGAACCGAUACAAGCCAAUGGAAAUGAAGUUCCCGGAAAACAUGAAGUCAAACUGUCGAUAUAGAAAGCGCGUAGGAUCCCGGAGGAAAUCCAUGCCGGGCUGCGUCAUCAAAUGUCUGCAAACUGCCUUGACGCGGUCGUGUUGCCCGGGUUUUUACGGGCACGAGUGCUACAAAUGCCCCGGAGCGGUGGGCAGCCCGUGUUCCAAUCACGGGACCUGCCAGGACGGUCUCCUGGGCAACGGGGAGUGCCGCUGCUACGAGGGCUUUCACGGCACCGCCUGCGAGGACUGCGAGCCCGGACGUUACGGCGAUAACUGCACUUCCAAGUGCACGUGCGACCACGGCAAGUGCGACGACGGUUUGUCAGGAAGCGGCAAGUGCGCGUGUCACAAAGGCUGGAAGGGAGCCUCGUGUUCUAUCGAAAUCAAGGACGACGCAUGCGGAGGAGUGUGUGACGAAAAUGCCAAUUGCAUCACGGGGCCACAGGGGACCGCCGCCACUUGUGUCUGUGUCGCCGGAUACAACGGCAAUGGCACUUCAUGCAAAGAGGUGGACCUGUGCAGUCUAUCCAACGGCGGCUGCUCGCCUUUCGCCACCUGCGCCAAAGUAUCGGCGGGCGUGCGCACCUGCAACUGCAACAAAGGCUAUACAGGCGACGGCGUGGUCUGCCUGGAGUCGGACGGCUGCCUGGUCAACAACGGAGGCUGCCACGAGUCGGCCGACUGCAUCAGAACUGGACCCGACACUGUGGCGUGCAGGUGUAAAGAGGGCUUCCAAGGGUCCGGAAAAUUCUGCUUUCCUAGCAACCCUUGCAGAAACAAAAACGGCGGCUGCAGCAAGUACGCGCGCUGUGAGUAUCAGGGUAUGGGCCAGAGGAUCUGCACGUGCCUCCGAGACCAUGUGGGCGACGGCAUCGAAUGCCACGGGAACACCAAUGCCGAAAUUUUCCGAAACCCGGAAAACGCUUUGUUCCGUUACAUGCUCUCAAAGUCGGACGCUCGGAGUCUCUACGGCGACGGGCCGUUCACCGCCUUCGUUCCCGUGGAUAACAACGACUCGUAUUCCAAGGUUAACGACUGGAAGCUGUCCGGCCGUCUGAAUGAUUUGGUGCGUUACCAUAUCGUCGCCUGCGAGAAGUUGACUUGGAACGACCUUCAAAGCACCCAGAAGGCCAUCUCCACGUCAGGAUACCCCCUGACUUUCACUCUGCAGCAGGGCUCGGUGUGGGUCAACAACGCUUCCCGGAUCGUGAAGAGCGACUACGUGACAUCCAACGGCGUCAUCCACCACCUGAGCGAUAUGCUGACUCCCUACCAGCUAAACAGCAAGGAACGCCUCCCCAAGGUGAUGAACUUCACUACAGCCGUGCAAUACUACGGCUACGGCAGCUUCUACCAACUGGUGGAGCGCGCCGGCCUGCUUCCACUAUUGCGUUCGCCGGUCCACCGGCCGUUCACCAUCUUCUGGCCCAGCGACAGGGCCUUGGCCUCGCUGCCCCCCGAAAGGCAGCGCUGGCUAUCUAGUCCCGAUCACCAGGAAGAGUUGGCCGCCACCAUCAAAGCGCACAUCAUCCGAAGCGCCAGGGUUCUGGGCGUCAGUCAGCCGACUAAGUACUCGUCCUUCCGCACCAUGCACGGAUCUAGGAUCAAGUACAGCUGCGACAAAAGCAUGGUGGGCGACAUAUUGAUCAACGAAAACGCGGCCAAGGUGGUGGAGCGCUACAUGAGCUUCGACGAAGGCGUGGCCUAUGGCAUCGACCAGCUGCUGGAACCUCCCGGAUUGGGGGCGCACUGCGACAGCAUCGAGAACAGGACAACAUAUGGGCGCUGCGGCCGUUGUCUGUUCCCCCCGCCCUGCCCCAUCCGCCAUCAGGAUACGGGCCGCGUGGAAAGCUGCUCCAGAGGGCGAAACAAGUACUCGCUGGGCUACAUGCACUGGGCGACCGAGCUGGACGACAGUCCCUUCGCCUCACUCAGCCGCCUCCGAGGCUUCGGCUGCAAGCGCGUGUGUCGCUACCCGGGCUGGGUCCAGAAGUGCUGUGGGAACCACUACGGCAGAGACUGCCAGGUGUGCCCGGGUGGCCUGGAGUCGCCGUGCGGCGGGAACGGCAAAUGCGAGGACGGCUUGAGCGGGACGGGGAAGUGCAACUGCUUAAGCGGCUUCGAAGGGAAGGCGUGCGAGAUGUGCGCGUCGGGACGUUACGGCGCAAACUGCACAGCAUGCGACUGCGGCAAGCAGGGACGCUGCGAUGAAGGAAUGGACGGCUCGGGCCGGUGCGUGUGUACGCCGGGCUGGAAAGGCGAGCGGUGCGAGAUCGAUUUAGGUUCCAUCCCCGAGGAGUGUCGUCCGUGUGACCUGCACGCCGAUUGCAUUCCAGGCGUGGGCUGUCAGUGCAAACCCGGGUUUGAGGGCAACGGCACCAUCUGCGUGCCCGUACCGCCUCCCGAUCUGUGUGCCGAGUACAACGGCAACUGUCACCAGGACGCCAACUGCACGCAGACGGGACUACGGGUCAACUGCACCUGUCGCAGCGGUUUCCAGGGCGAUGGCUACGCCUGCGACCCUAUCAACAGAUGUGUGGAGGAGGAAAAUGGCGGCUGCAGCGACUUUGCAAAGUGCAAGUUCACAGGCCCGAACGAGCGCGAGUGCGAGUGCUUGCCAGGCUACGUGGGUAACGGCAUCCAGUGCUUGGAGAAAGUGGUGCCCCCUGUUGACCGCUGCCUGGAGGAUAACGGCGGCUGCCACCCGGUGGCGUCCUGCAAGGACUUGCAUUACCACGCCAACACGGCGGGAGUCUUCCACCUGCGCUCGCCCGACGGCCGGUACAAGAUGAAUUUCAGUCAGGCUGGAGCCGCCUGUCGGGCCGAGGGAGCCACCCUGGCCGACCUCAAGCAGCUGGGGGACGCGCAGCAGCUGGGGAUGCACUUGUGCGUGGCCGGAUGGAUCGACGGCGGGAAGGUGGGCUACCCCACGCGCUUCCCAAGUAUGAAGUGCGGGGAAAACCACGUGGGAGUGGUUCUCUAUAAGGACCCUGUGGACCAGAGCAGCAUGUAUGACGCAUACUGCUAUAGAAUCGCAGAGGUUUCUUGUGAGUGCCCUGACGGGUACGUGGGUGACGGCGCAUCGUGUAACGGCGUCCUGACCGACGUGCUGGCGUCCUACAGCAACUUUUCCAUCUUUUACAAGUUCCUGUUGGACUACGGCGGUUUCUCCGCGCAGGGCCAGAACCUGAUUGAUUUUUUGUCGCAAAGGCAGUCCGAGGUGACACUGUUUGUCCCGCACGACGCCGGAUUCAGCCCCAGCCAGGUACUGUCAGGCCGAGACGUGGAGUAUCACAUCUCCACCAAUCACGUCAGACGACCAUUUAAGGAGCUGCGACACCAGGACGUCAUCCCGUCCAGGCUGGGCUUCAAUCUGUCCGUUACCCACGGCAACAACGAGAGUGUUAAACUGGUGAACCAGCGCCUCCUACUGCUGUGGGACAUCCCGGCGGUUAACGGCAUCAUUCACGUCAUCGAGGCGCCGCUUACGGCUCCGCCUCCUCAGGUUUCCCAUCACGCUUUGCGAGGCCACGUCCAUUCUAGCGGCACCGUGUCGGCCAUUUUGGUGUCGCUGCUGCUGACGUGCGUGGCGGCGGGGAUCGGAUACUACGUCUUCAAACACAAGACGGACGCCUUCAGAUUUCAGUACUUUAAAAAUGACGACGAGGACAACGCGGCAGGCGGUCCAUCAAAACCCGCCCUGGUAUCCAUCCCUAACCCACUCUACAGCGGCUCCAGAGCCUUCGCGGAACCUUUUGGGGAGAACAGUCAGGGGGCGGAGCCAGAUCAGGGGGCGGAGACGGCAGAACCUGAGGAACUUCCCAAAAUCCUGGACUUGGACCAGUAA